AUGAGAAGACUCAAGGUUGGGAUACGACCUCAACUUAUUAUAAUAACGAGUUUUGCUAGUCUUUUUUCAUUAUUAAUAUUGGGGAUUGUAACAGGAAUAUAUUUUAGUGAAAAUUUAACUCAGUUACAAUUGGAAAGAUUAUUUGUUAUAUCACAACUUAAAACAACUCAAGUGGAACAAGCUAUUGCUUAUAUUGCAUAUCAGUUUCUGACAUUAUCAAGUAUUGAUUCAAUAACAAUACCUUUAUCUGAAUAUAGGGCAGGGAAUAAUUCACAAUCAGUUUUUACAAAUGCUCAAAAUACUUUGAAACAAUAUAUUGCAUCAACUGAAACUUUUGCUGCUGCAAGAUUAUAUAAUUUAGAUUUACAAGUUAUGGCUUCAAGUUAUAAUAAUGCAACUAUUGUUUCAGAACCUGCAAGAGAUUUUUUAUUUCCAUUACAACAAAAUGCUUCAAUUCCUUCAACUUUAUUAAAUAAUCAAGAUUCUUUAUAUAUAACGGGGCCAGUGGCUAAUGAUACUAAUAAUGUUAAUAAUUCAACCUACUUUUUUGGUUUGACGUUACCUGUAUAUACUAAUACAUCAAUAAUUAUAAAUCAACCUUAUGUUGCUGGUUACUUAUCAAUCAUAGCAUCUGCAGAUGCAAUUAAUAGUGCAUUGAAUGCAUCAACCGAAGGUUUACAAACAUUUGCAAUAAAACCAAUUUAUGGACUGAUUGAAAAUGGAAUUGAUAAUUUAGAAGAUAAUACAAAUACUAAUGAAGAAGCUAUUGCAUUUCAACCAGUUUUCCCAAUAGAAGGUAGUCAAUUAGAACCGGGGCAAAUUUACAAUAUAAAUUCAUCAGAAUCAAUUAAAUAUGCAAUUACACAUCAAGCUGGUCAAGUUGCAGAUGUAACGAGUUUUAGUCAAAAAAAAGUUAGUAGUGGUUUUACUCAAUUACAUUUUGAAAAUAUAAUUUGGGAAAUUUUAGUAAUUCAAGAUAAAAAUGAUUUUGAUCAACCAAUUGAUCGAUUAAAAAAGAUCAUUAUUGGAGUUGUUAUUGGUAUUGGUGCAUUUAUGUGUUUAAUUACAUUUCCAUUAGCUGUUUGGUUUAUUAGACCAAUUACAAAAUUAAAAACUGCAACUGAAGAAAUCACAAGUUACAAAAAACUGAAUCAAACACAUUCUGGUAAUAAUAAAGAUAAUAAUGAUAAUGAUGAAAAGAAAAGAAAUAGUGUAUUUUCAAAUGUAGGUUCUGAACAUUCAUCUGGUAUGAGAUUACCUACACAAAUACCAAGAUCAAAGAAAUUUUUUAAAGAUGAAUUGACUGAAUUAUCAGAAGCUUUUAAUAUAAUGAGUGAAGAAUUGGAUAAACAAUAUACUCAUUUAGAAGAUCGUGUUAAAUCAAGAACAAAAGAAUUGGAAGCAUCUAAAUUACAAGCAGAAGCUGCUAAUGAAGCUAAAACUGUUUUCAUUGCUAAUAUAUCGCAUGAAUUAAGAACUCCAUUAAAUGGUAUAUUAGGUAUGACAUCAAUUGCCAUGGAUGAAGAAGAUUGUACAAAAAUUCAAGAUUCAUUGAAAUUAAUUCAUAGAUCUGGAGAAUUAUUAUUACAUAUUUUAACUGAAUUAUUAACAUAUUCUAAAAACACAUUAAAUAGAUCAAAAUUGGAAAAAUCUACCUUUCAAAUAUUUGAAUUAGUUUAUCAAACAAAGUCAAUUUUUAGCAAAUUAGCUCAUGAUCAAAGAGUGAAUUUGAAAAUUUUUGUCAAACCAAAUAUAUUUAGAAAAUUAUAUCUUUAUGGUGAUUCAAAUCGAAUGUUACAAAUUAUCAUGAAUUUAGUUUCUAAUUCAUUGAAAUUCACUCCUAUUGAAGGUUCAGUUACUGUUACAUUCAAACUAUUAGGAGAAUAUGAUGCAGAAAAAUCAAAGGAAGAAAAUUUUGAAAAAGUUUAUAUUAAAAAUGAAACAACCACGAUCAAAGCUACUGGAUCUGAAGUUAAGGAAAAGAAAACAUCAAAAUCACUACGCAAGCGGUCAUCAAAACCAGAAGAAGAAGUUGACAAUAUACUAUCUUCAAACGAUGAUAUGAGUAUUUUAACUUUAUCAACACAAGAAUAUGAAAAUAAAGUAUUUGAAUCACAAUUCAAUCUUAAACCAUUACCAUCACCACCAUCACAACAAUCAGAACCACCAACUACAGCAACUACAGACGACAAAAAUGAUUCUAUAUCAAGUGAAACCAAAAACAUAUCAUCAUCAUCAGAUUCUGACGAAAAGGAAAAACCAAGUAUACUACCUACACAAGCAGAAUUAAAUAAAGUAGAAACAAGACAUAAUGUAAUGCCACAACCAAAAGAUUAUAAAUCAUAUACUUCAUUUGAUAAAAAACCUGAGUAUGAUUUAAGUAUGGCACCACUGGCAGAUUUUGGUGGUGAUAAAUAUCGUGUUCGUAAAAUGUAUAAAUCUAAGAUUUGGGUAGUUCAAAUUGAAGUUGAUGAUACAGGACCAGGUAUUGAACCAGCUUUGCAAGAAAAAGUUUUUGAACCAUUUGUUCAAGGUGAUCAAACAUUGAGUAGAAGUUAUGGAGGUACUGGUUUAGGUUUAUCAAUUUGCAAACAAUUGGCAAAAAUGAUGCAUGGUACAUUGACAUUAAAAUCAACAAUUGGUAAAGGUUCAAAAUUUAUAUUAACAUUACCUAUUCCACAAGUUGGUGAAAUUAUGAUUCCAUUAGCAGAUUUGGAAAAACAUUCACAAGAUGAAUUCAAUCCAAGUGCGAAAAUAAAUAGAAAAGUUUUAUUUAAAGAAGAUGAAGAAGUUAUAGAAGAGAAAGAAGAAAUAUUGGAGAAGGAAGAAGAAAAAGAUCAAUUAGAUAAUGGAGAUUCACCAAGAAAGAAGAAAUUACCACCAUCAGUUAAAUUAAAAAUUGAUAAACCAAAAUUAUUUACUCGAAGUUCAACAGGUACUGCAAUGUCAGAUGAAAAUAAAUCUUCACAACCAACAUCACCAACUCCAACACCACCAGGAACUUCAUCAUCAAACCAUUCUUCAUCAUUAUUAGAUGAUAUGUCACACUUGAAAUUAUUAGUUGCAGAAGAUAAUUUAGUUAAUCAAGAAGUUAUCAAAAGAAUGUUGAAAUUAGAAGGGUUUGAAAAUAUUACAAUGGCUUGUAAUGGUGCAGAAGCAAUUGAAUUUGUUAAAGAAGCAAUUGCAAAUCAAGAACCAUUUGAUUUAAUAUUUAUGGAUGUUCAAAUGCCAAAAGUUGAUGGUUUAUUAGCAACUAAAAUGAUACGACAAAAUUUAAAUUAUAAAAAUCCAAUUAUUGCAUUGACUGCAUUUGCAGAUGAUUCAAACUAUAAAGAAUGUUUAACUGCUGGUAUGUCAGGAUAUUUACCAAAACCAAUUAGAAGACAAAAUUUAAGAAAAAUUAUUGUUGAAAAUGCUCAUAUUUUAUUAAAUGAUUUAGUUUUAACUCCUCAUAGCAAUAAUGAAGAUAAAAGAUUAGGAUAUGGUAAAUCAUAUAUUCCACCACCGCCAUCAAAAGAAUCACCAAAAUCAAAUCCACCAACACCACCAAAAGAUGAAAAAAAUCUAACAAAAAAAGAUGAUUCAAAACCAACUACACCAAAAGCAUAG
Insectozyma verbasci is the source of this 3609-nucleotide messenger RNA. Lineage: Eukaryota; Fungi; Ascomycota; Pichiomycetes; Serinales; Debaryomycetaceae. The record is from the annotation of a GenBank genome assembly.